Priapulus caudatus is the source of this 1286-nucleotide messenger RNA. RefSeq lists its product as uncharacterized. The record is from RefSeq and is a predicted model, not a curated record. Gene Ontology annotation, cellular component: transcription regulator complex; nucleus. The transcript has 3 exons. Bases 15 to 1286 code for a protein of 423 amino acids. Gene Ontology annotation, biological process: regulation of transcription by RNA polymerase II. NCBI's taxonomy places the organism in Eukaryota, Metazoa, Priapulida, Priapulimorpha, Priapulimorphida, Priapulidae.
UGCACAACUUCAAUAUGCCAUCCAAGAGAAGGAACCCGACGUCCCCGAACCCCAAGAAGAAGAAGACUCCUGCUCCUGUUGCUGGUUUCCGCGGUCGUGGUCGUGGUCGUGGAGGCAGAGGGAAAGAGCUGCCCAGCCUGGACCCUGCUGCUGUCGUCGAUGAUGCUGUCGUCGAAGAUGCUGUCGAUGAUGCUACACGUUAUCCAUCCUCAUCCCAUCAGGGCUCCCCUACUCACUCACGCUCUGGGUCAUUAGACAGUCAUGCAUCGCUGGCAUCGCAGGCAUCGACUGUGGCCAACAGCAAGAAGAAGGACAAGAAGGGCCACAAGCUCUCCGAUGAGGAGGAGGAGUUGAUGGUCGCCUUCUUGGAGGCAAAUGAAAUGCUGUGGAACAAGAAGGCGACGCACUACAGAAGACCUGACAUGAAGAACGCUGCAUGGCAGAAGCAGGCAGAAACCAUGUCAAAGGAAGUCUCUCACCUGCAAGGGUGGUUUAAGGGCAUGAGAGACAACUUUGCGCGCCUGGACAAGCUGCCCAAGUCCGGGUCCGGGCAACGGAUCUUUACAGAGAGAGAGCUAUGGACCCUGAAGGAGUUGCACUUCCUCAAAAGAAUCACCUACCACAGACCAGAGCCAGUUAGCAGUGUGAAGGAUGCGAUCCAAGCACACAGUGGUGAUCUCUCGGCUGCUGAGGCUGAGUGCGCCAGGAUUGGCGUAGAGGCGGACGCAGAGGAGGAAGAGCCUCAGCAAGCCUCAGCAGUCAGCGGAAGGGGCAAGGGAAAAGGUAAGCUGUUGGAGGACGCUGUCAUGGCCACCUUGCAAAAGCAGCUGCAGGAAACUGGCCAGCAGGUGCUCCAGUUGCAGCAGAAGAUGCAGCCCCAGUCUCCGGCGGAGGUCUUCGGGACUUACGUCAAGGGGACACUGGUGAACUUGUCAGAACGGAAGUUCAAGAAGGCGCGCACGAACAUCAGCCGGAUUCUGGAAGCUGCCAUGGAGGAUAGCGAUGAGGAAGAGCCUCCACAAGUCGCGCCGCCAUCCUUCUGGCAAGGAGGACACCCCCGGUCCAGCUCUGCACCCAACUUCUCGUCCUCUCCCAAGUACGUCGAGCGGUGGCAGCCAGCCCAGGACUGCGGCUACAUGGAGAGAUACCAAUCCAGCAUGGCCAACCAGAUGCCGCCUCCUCUUCCGGGUCCACCAGUUCCCCCAGCAGCAACAGCAAUGUCUCUGCCUCACAUCUCUGGCAUCUCUGGCAUAUCUUCGCUGUUGGAGACAUCUCGGGACUCGUGA